This is a messenger RNA of Lachancea mirantina, 975 nucleotides long. The record is from the annotation of a GenBank genome assembly. NCBI's taxonomy places the organism in Eukaryota, Fungi, Ascomycota, Saccharomycetes, Saccharomycetales, Saccharomycetaceae.
AUGGAUGACGAUGAGAAGAAGGACAUGUGUCCGAUCUGUAAGACAGAUCGAUAUCUGUCACCAGACAUGAAAUUUCUGGUGAAUCCGGAGUGUUAUCACAAGAUAUGUGAAUCGUGCGUUGAUCGUAUUUUCAGUCUGGGGCCCGCGCAAUGUCCUUAUGAGGGUUGCGAUAAGAUUCUCCGGAAGAAUAAAUUCAAGACUCAGGUAUUCGAUGACGUUGGCGUAGAGAAGGAAGUCGAUAUUAGGAAAAGAGUCUCUAAUGUGUUUAACAAGACAAUGGACGAUUUCGACGGGGAUUUGGCUGCUUACAACAAGUACUUGGAGGAGGUUGAGGAUAUAAUAUACAAUCUGAAUAACGGGGUAGACGUUGCUAAAACGGAGGAGAAACUGCGCACAUACGAAGACUUGAACAAGCAAUUAAUAAUGUCGAACAUGAAGCGAAAUAGACAGGAUUUGGAGAACUUUGAACAGCAGCAGAAGUUUGAGAAGGAGAUGCGGUUAAAAAAGCGGCAAUUAGAGCGACAAAUUGAAGAAGAAGAAGUGGCAAACCGCGAAUGGGCGCGGCGCGAGAUAGUCAACCAGCUUUCAAAGGCUGAAGAUGCCGAAGAUGUUGUUGCGAGUGUGAAAAAAACCGUCAAAUUGAAGAAAUCGUCUGCAAGGCGAAAGUUGGAGGAUCUCAACAAGGUGUUGAAGAAUAAUCCGUUCAUGAUGGUCUCGAACGGGAUGUUGAAGAAAAAGGAGUCCGUUCCUUUCACACCUUUCAACGGUGACAGAGACUUACAAAAACGCUACGUACUCUCGGAAACUGCAUAUCAUGAUCCUUUCAUUAACGAUUUGCAAAACAAGCGUGAAUUCAUUGCCUCUGGUUUUCGCGCGGACUUCGUCUAUGAUCGAAUGCUUACAGAAGCAUUUAUGGGGCUGGGCUGCAUGGUCAUCGACGAGUUACAGACCGCGCAGCUGAAUGGCAUUCACUAA